AUGUCCAACCUCAGUAUUUACGUUCGUCUCGGCGCCGAUGUCCUGACGGAGCAGCAAAUGUUCUACGGCUACAAGGCAGGAUGGGGAUUCCAAAUUCUCAUUACCUUCUCUACAUUCCUCAUCGGAUUCUGCCUUGCUGGACUAUUCCGGGCAAUUGUGGUCGUUCCCCAAGAGCUGAUCUGGCCUGGAGUUCUGGGCGUUACUGCAUUGACCACAACUCUGCAUCAUGCCAACCAGGAACACGUGCAAGUGCGUUACAAUACUUGGAAAAUCUCUCGCUCUGCCUUCUUCGCUAUGGCAUUUUGCAUCUCAUUCUGCUGGUAUUGGUUCCCGGACUUCAUUUUCCCGGCGCUUAGCUUUUUCAGUUUUCCAUGUUGGAUCAAGCCUGAGAGCAAAGUAGUCAAUCAGAUCUUCGUUUUCGACAAUGCCGGAAAGACUUACAAAGUCAAAAGGAUUGUCAAUGCGGCUUCGGGCUACAAGCUUGAUAUAAAAAAGUACCUUGCUUACUCGCCGGUCUAUAUGCCAGUCACCUACGCGUUGAACAUGUUUGGCCUAUCGUUUGCUACCCUGAGCGCUCUUCUUGUUUGGGUUGUGCUUGAAAGGCGUCGUGUCAUGGCCGAUGCAGUCCAAAGAGUGCCUCGGCUGGUCUUUGGGUCCCUUCCCAGUCGCUGCAGAGCAUACAGCGAGGACGAGAAAGGAGACCCGGAUGUUCCCUUGUGGUGGUAUUUGGUCGUAUGCCUCUUAGCCUUGUUCAUGUCAAUGUUCGCCAUUGAGUGGUGGAACGUUGAACUGAGAUGGUACGGUGUUUUGCUGGCAUGUACUGUGGCACUGGUGUUCUAUCCUCCAUUGGCUUUGGUCUAUGCCACUUCUAAUCUCAAGAUCAAUAUCGACAUUUUCUGCCGCAUCGUAGCUGGGUUCGUCUUUGAAGGCAAGGUCCUGGCCAACAUCUGGUUCUUUGACAUCGGAUACAUCACGACCAUCAAAGGUCUUUACUUUGCCCAGGAUAUGAAACUGGCCUACUAUUGCCAUGCAAGCCCUUUCCCUUCCUACUAG
Messenger RNA from Penicillium digitatum Pd1, 1053 nucleotides. NCBI's taxonomy places the organism in Eukaryota, Fungi, Ascomycota, Eurotiomycetes, Eurotiales, Aspergillaceae. The record is from RefSeq and is a predicted model, not a curated record.